This is a messenger RNA of Besnoitia besnoiti, 2997 nucleotides long. RefSeq lists its product as uncharacterized. Gene Ontology annotation, biological process: regulation of gene expression. The transcript is spliced from 7 exons. Gene Ontology annotation, molecular function: chromatin binding. Lineage: Eukaryota; Apicomplexa; Conoidasida; Eucoccidiorida; Sarcocystidae. The record is from RefSeq and is a predicted model, not a curated record. Bases 1 to 2997 code for a protein of 998 amino acids. Gene Ontology annotation, cellular component: nucleus.
AUGCGAGACGUGUCUCCACCCCGCGUCGCUUCGCGGCGCACGCCGUCCGCCGCGGAGGCGCUUGCUGCGGCUCGGCGGCUGCAGGAGGAAAGGAAGAAGCGCAAGGCGCGCGAGCGGAGGGAGGGCGAUGAGGCGGGAGAGAAUGGAGGGCGGGGAGAGCGCCCAGAUCGAAGCGCUGAAAGGGAGCGCAACGAGAAGACGCGAGGCAGGAGAGAGAAGGAGCGCGACCGCGCCUCGUCUGAAGAAGCGCGGAGAAGGAGGCGGCACAGGGGGGGCAGCGGGGAACGCUCUGUAGAGCGAGAGGUGCGACGGGACAGGAGAGACACAGCCGGAGGCGACGGAAGCGAGGAGAGAGAGCGCAGAGAGCGACGCAGCUGGCGCGACCGCUCCAGCAGCCCGCGGCAGGAUGACGAGCGGCGCCGCAGGAGGCCCCGCGAAGACGAAGACGAUAGGCGCGGCGGUGAGAGAGCGCGAGGCAGCGGAGAGGAGAGGUGCAGUGAGUCGGCUUCGAAGAAGCGCGAGCCCGUCCUGUCUGGCGGCGAGGCACUCGCGGCCGUCGAGAAGCUUCAGGCGGAGAAGAAGAGGGAGCAUGACCGGAAGCGCGCGCAGCAGAGAGAAGAAGAGCAGCGGCGCGCGGAAGAAGAGAAAGAGAUUCUGGAGAAAGAGAUCUCGCGCAGACGCGAAGAGAAAGUUGCGUCUCUGCAGGAGUCGCUGAAAAAUGCGAAGGAGUUCCUCGCUCUCGCCGCGCAAGCGGCAAUUCUUUCUCCGCCGGUUCCCGCGCCAAUCCCGUUUCCUUCUCUGCUUCCGCCGCUCCUUCCCGCGCAGCCGCCCCCCUCUUCAGCACCUGCGGGUUCGAUAGGCGCCGAAGAACGAGACGAAGGCGGCCGCGCCUACGGGGAGAGAGACAAAAGGGGAGAGAACGAGCGGUUGGACCGGGAGCCGCGAGGCGGCGCAGGCGACUGGGCCCAGGGGCGAGCCCGCGAAGGCGGCCGCAGAGAGGAUUAUUGGGGACCCGGCGGCGCGAGGAGGGGGGAGGAGAGAGACGACCUGCGUGAGAAGCCUGAGAGAAGAGGCCGCGAGGACGCGCGCCGCCCCCCUCGAGACUGGAGGGGGGAGGAGAGGGACAGCCGCGCGGAGCGCGAGCGGAGUCGCGACGCGCCUCCGCUGCGACGCCUUCCUCCACCUGGAAGGUCUGAAGGCGAGUGGGAGCCGGAGCGCGCUCGAGACUUUCCGAUUCCGUCGGGAGGGCGCGCGCGGAGCGGGGCGUUUCCAGGGAUUUUGCCGUUUGGGCCGAAUUUCGAAAAAGACGAGUGGACGCGCUUCCUCGAGUGGCAGAAGUGGCGGAAAGACACGCGGAAGAAGCGUGCGUUCGAUCCCGAAGCGAUCUGGACGCCGCAGCGCGACCUUUCGCCCACGCGCUGGAAGACGACGGCCCUCGCGGCGCCGGAGCCCGCGGCGGCUACCUCCGCGCGAAGCGAGCCAAAGAAGGAGGCGAAGGAGAAAAAUGAGGAGGAGCGCGCGAGGGAGCGCGACGAGAGGCGCCACGAAAACAUGACUGCGGAGGAGAAGCAGGCCGAGGCCGCAUGGCGGAAGAAGAUCCAAGAGAUAGAGAAGAAGGGCGGCGGGCGCCGCGUGGACAGCGAUGAGGAGCCGAGCAAAAGGAGGAAAAAGUCCGGAAAAAAACGCAGAAAAGACAGCGACUCAGAGAGUGACAGCAGCACCUCCUCAGAGGCUGAAGCCGAAGCCGACGAAGACGUCAAGGUCCCUGCGGCGAGAGUCCCGGGCAUGGACGGCUCCGCCCUCGAGAAACGGAUGGAAGAGGAGGACAAAGUGCGAGAAGAAAAGAUGGAAAAGUGGCGCGCGAAGCAAGAGAAAAAGAAACGCAGAGUCAUGCGAGAAAAGGAAGAACUCGAGGAACUGGAACUGGAAGAGGCUUGGAAGAAGGCAGGUACGCGGGACUUUGUGAAGGCGCUUUCCUUUAAGGGCGCGAGGCCCGGCUUCGUCUUCCGCACGGGCAAGGAGGGAACGGGAUACUACAAGGAUCGCCAGGAGAUUCUGAAGCUCGUGCGCGACGGUCACAUCGUCGUGAGCGGCGUUCAGCUCGCUGCGGCAGUCAAGAAGGAGAAGGGCUCGCUCAAGGACGGCAAGGGCAAGAAGAAAAAGAAGAGCAAGAAAAAACUCGGAAAGAAGAAGGACAGUGACAGCAGCGACAGCAGUGACAGCAGUGACAGCAGCGACAGCAGUGACAGCAGCGACAGCAGCGACAGCAGCGACAGCAGCGACAGCAGCGCAGACGAGAAAAAGAAGAGAAAGAAGAAAGGCAAGAAGAAGAAAAAGAAGGGCAAGAAGAGCAAGAAGCGCGCCAAGAGGAAGCGGGAGUUGUCCAGCAGCGAAAGCGGCGAUGACGACGACCAGAGGAGCGGCGACGCCUCGGAAGACGAGGAGGGCAGCGCUCCGACGAAGGCUGCAGUCCGCCCGAAUGUCGCAGUCCUGGAGGCUGCUCUAGCGGAGAAGAAGGCUGCAGACGCAGCCGCCGCGGAGGCAGCAUUUGGCGAUUUCUCAGACGACGAGGACGACGAUGCCUUCGGGCCUGCGCCUCUCGGCGUGACCAGCAAGCUCGCCGCGCGAAACGUCGACUAUGGUGGAGCGCUGCGUCCUGGAGAAGGUGCAGCCAUCGCCCAAUACGUGCAAGAAGGAAAGCGUAUUCCUCGAAGAGGAGAAGUCGGGUUGACUGCGGACGAAAUUCAAGCCUUCGAAGACCUCGGAUACGUCAUGAGUGGUUCCAGACAUCGUCGCAUGAACGCCAUUCGUAUUCGAAAAGAAAACCAAGUUUACAGCGCCGAGGAGCAACGCGCGCUGGCGAUGUUCAACUACGAGGAGAAGGCGAAUCGCGAGGCGCAGCUCAUCAACGACCUCCGCGAGAUGCUCAAGAAGCAGAACGAGACUUUGGCGGUGGAGGAGAUGGAGGAAAAGUUUGGCAAGAAACAGGAAGAAUGA